This is a messenger RNA of Solanum lycopersicum (tomato), 3577 nucleotides long. The record is from RefSeq and is a predicted model, not a curated record. NCBI's taxonomy places the organism in Eukaryota, Viridiplantae, Streptophyta, Magnoliopsida, Solanales, Solanaceae.
GAGCUCCAUACAACGAGGUCAUGGGAUUUCGUCGGUUUACCUCAACAAGUUACAAGAAGAACAAGUGUGGAGAGUGACCUUAUUAUAGGAAUGCUAGACACUGGAAUUUGGCCGGAGUCACAAAGUUUCGAUGAUCAAUAUUUUUCUGCUCCUCCAACCAAAUGGAAAGGAACUUGUCAAUCCUCACUUAACUUCACUUGCAAUAAGUACGUACUAUACUAACAUGUCAUUUUUUCAAAACUAGUGUUUUACAACAACGUAGGUAGGUAAGUUCAGUGAUGCUGGACGUUAUUUUCAGAAAAAUCAUUGGAGCAAAAUACUAUCGAAUUAAUGGAGAAUUUCCUUCGGGGGAUAUUCAAUCUCCAAGAGACACAGAAGGACACGGAUCACAUACAGCAUCCAUAGCAGCAGGGCGCUCUGUUAGCAAUGCAAGCUUGUAUGGUCUUGGGUCAGGAAUAGCUCGAGGAGGGGUACCUUCUGCAAGGAUAGCUGUGUACAAAAUAUGCUGGUCUGAUAGUUGCUAUGAUGCUGAUAUUCUAGCAGCGUUCGAUGAUGCAAUUGCUGAUGGAGUUGAUAUCAUCUCACUCUCAGUAGGAGGGUCUUCACCUUAUCAAUACUUUGAAGAUUCAAUAGCCAUUGGUGCUUUCCAUUCAAUGAAGAAUGGGAUCCUCACGUGGAAUUCUGCAGGCAAUUCCGGUCCUGAUCCUCAAACAGUGACCAACUUGUCGCCUUGGUCACUCUCAGUUGCUGAUAGUACCAUCGAUAGGAGAUUUGUUACCGAUGCAUUAGGAAAUGGUGAAGUCUAUGAGGGGGUAUCCAUCAACACUUUUGACCUCGAGGACCAGUAUCCACUGGUUUAUGGAGGAGAUGUUCCAAAUACUGAGGCAGGGUAUAGUGGAUCUGAAUCAAGGUACUGUGAAGAAAAUUCAUUGGACAAAAGUAAGGUUAGAGGCAAAAUUGUCCUCUGCGAUUGGACUAACGGAACAAUUAUAGCUGGAGCUGUUGGAGCUAUAAUGCAAGAUGAUUUCAAUGAUGCUGCCUUUUCUUUUCCCAUAUCGUCUACAUACUUGAGAACAAACGAUGGCACCGAAGUUUACAAUUACCUACAUAAAACACGUAAACCAACAGGAAGAAUUCUAAAAAGUAGUGAGAAGGGAUUAGAAUCUGCCCCUUUCGUGGUUUCCUUUUCAUCAAGAGGACCCAAUGCAAUUACAAGCGAUAUUCUAAAGCCUGAUUUGAGUGCACCUGGAGUGGACAUUCUAGCAGCUUGGUCUGAAGGUACCACAGUAACUGGUAAUAUACACGGAGACAAACGAGUAGUUCCCUAUAACAUAAUAUCCGGGACAUCUAUGGCUUGUCCUCAUGCUACUGCAGCAGCCAUCUAUGUUAAAUCAUUCAACCCAACAAUGUCUCCCACUGCCAUCAAGUCUGCUCUAAUGACUACCGGUAAACUCUUAUGUUUCCAUUCCAAAAAUAUUUCGCACUACUUAACAAUUCUGUUAUAUACAGCCACACCUAUGAUCUCCAGUGCAAACAGUGAGGCAGAAUGCUACGGGUCUGGUCAAAUAAAUCCAAUAAAAGCUGCACAUCCUGGUCUGGUAUACGACAUGGUAGAAAAUGAUUACGUGAAAUUCUUAUGUGGCCAAGGAUACAGUACCAAGAAUUUGCGGAUUAUUACAGGGGAUACUUCUUCUUGUAGUACUUCUCAAACUGAUGCAACUGUUUGGGAUCUAAACUACCCUUCUUUCACAAUUUCUUCUUCAAAAAACUCAAAGAUCACCCGAGUUUUUCAUAGGACGGUCACCAACGUUGGAACACCAGUUUCAACUUACAGGGCAACUAUUGUAGCACCUGAGAGACUCAACGUUCGAGUGGAACCAAGUCUUAUAACAUUCAGAUCAAUAGGGCAGAAGCAAUUGUUUGUGGUGUCGAUAACGGCAGAGAUAAAUGACUCAAUGAUUUCAGGUUCUUUGUUGUGGGAUGAUGGUGUGCAUCUAGUUAGGAGCCCUAUUGUUGCUUAUGCUUCUACAUAAGGAUAUUAGCUUCUUCUUAUUUCCGUUAAUACUUCUUUGGAUCAUUCUUUUUCUGUGUAGGGAUAUAAUACAUGUAUGAGUGAACUAAUGAGACUCAUUAAACAUAAUCGUCUGAAUCUUUGAGCACAAAUACAACAACUAUGAAAGGAGCUUUAAUGGAUUGAGUCAGUCCCACCAAGCCAGCCAUCAACAAUUCAGGUGCAGAGCUAGGUGAGACAAGGGGGUUCAUUCGCAAAAAAAUUACACAUUAUAUUAAAUCUGAUUUUUAGUUAUAUUCAUAAAAAUUGUCACGACCUCAAAAUAUACAUGAUGACACUUGUUCAGUCCCACCAAGACAAGUCAGCCUCAACCCUACGAAAACGAAAGUAAUACAAAAAUAUAAAGUAAAACUAGAUAAAGCAGAAAAACUUAUUCUUGUAUUAAAAUUCUCCAAAAUCUGGUUGUCACGUGUACAAAGCACUAAUGCAAAAAUAGAAUUCGAAAUCUAAAUACAAGUCUCAUAGCCUUUGCUUCUCAAAUAAAACAAAAAAUAAAGUAAAGGAACAAGAGGGUCCGCCGGAUGACAAACAACUACCUCUCAAAAUCCUUGGCAAGCCUCGAAAUAAAAAGAAGAAACAAGAGAUCACAUGGGUCUAGGAUCAAAACUUACACAAGUGUAAAAGCAAAGAGUGAGUAUCAAUAACAUGGUACUCAACAAGCAACCUAAUAAACAACCUAAUAAACAAAGAAAUCUAGCUAGAAUUCGACUACUCCUUUCCAUCUCAAUUGAACCUCCUCAAACCACAACCUGCACAAUAAUCAGCCCAAUCUUACAAUUCUACAAUAAGCAGUUUAGAAGGCUCAAUAUUCACAUUCCAAAGUUACAAGUCAACAACCAACACGUAUGUAGUCAAACUCAAUGUCAAGUAGAUUGAUUACACGAAACAAGUACUUCAAUCACAAGUAGUAAGUAAGUCACACAUAAACAUAAAAAUGCUUCAAAUGACAAGAAUAAAUCUCUCACCGGAACUAUUUCCCAAUGACACACUAUCACUAGCCGAAACUAUUUCGCAUCGGCUUUAUAUCAAAAAACUAUUCGAAACCAUUUCCAUCGGCUUUAUAUCAAAUCACUAGCCAGAAUCAUUUUUCAUAGGCUAUAUAACAAUAACUAGCGAAAACGAUUUAUCAUUGGCUUAUAUAACAAUCGUCGACAAAUACCUUGACAUCAAAAAAAUCACAUGUCUCAUCACGGUGUUCAACAAUCAAUGCACACAAGAAAUAUUCCACCACAUAAAGAGACAACAAGUCAUGUAAUUCAACUCCACAUUCAAGUCAUCCGGCAUUUCAUCAAAUCAAUCAAAUAGAGUCACAACAAGGCAAUUCAAAAGUCAUUAUUAUCAUAAAACCUUUUCGUUUACCCCUUCUUUAAUUAAUUUGCUUAUUAACAUUAAUCAAGUGGAGCAAUAAGACCCUUCACCUCAGUCCCAUUUACUCCCCAACACAGAUACAAUGAAGAGAACUAGACAACUCUACUAGAUUACAAAGCUUAAGAGAUCAAUACUUGU